Molecule: messenger RNA, 2310 nt
Organism: Pseudozyma flocculosa PF-1
Lineage: Eukaryota; Fungi; Basidiomycota; Ustilaginomycetes; Ustilaginales; Ustilaginaceae
Exons: 3
Coding region: 1-2310 (769 amino acids)
Biological process (GO): carotene catabolic process
Molecular function (GO): carotenoid dioxygenase activity
Source: RefSeq, a predicted model, not a curated record
AUGGCCUCGCCAGGCAAGCCUCCGCGCCACGCCAAACCGCCACUCAUUCACCUGCCGACACCGCCCGGCCUCAGCUUCUCGUCGACGACGGAGCCGCCAGUCAUCCCUGACGGCGACGCCAUCCCUCGCCGCCCCGUGCUAGAGCGCAGCAAGUCUUCGAAAAAGUGCUCCGUCCACCCCUACCUCUCGGGCAACUACGCACCCGUCACGCUCGAGUACCCGCUGACCGACUGCCUCGUCUCGGGCCAGAUCCCCGCCGAGCUGGCGGGCUGCCAGUAUGUUCGCAAUGGCGGCAACCCCAUGGCCAACACCGAGACCGACCGCGACGCCCACUGGUUCGACGCAGACGGCAUGCUCGCCGGCGUCCUCUUCCGCACCCUGCCCGACGGCACCAUCCAGCCUUCGUUUCUCAACCGCUACAUCCUCACCGACCUCGUCCUCUCGACUCCCGAGCGCUCCCGCUACCCCUUUCUGCCCUCGAUUGCGACCCUCGUCAAUCCGAGGCAGUCGCUCAUCAGCGUCCUGCUCGCCAUUCUGAGGACGGUGCUGCUGGCAUUUCUCACCUGGCUGCCAGGCCUCGGGCUGAAGCGCGACCAGAAGCUCAAGCGCAUCGGUGCGGCCAACACCAGCAUUUACUGGCACGAUGGCAAGGCCAUGGCCGGCUGCGAGAGCGGUCCGCCCAUGCGCAUCAUGCUGCCUGGCCUCGAGACCGCUGGCUGGUGGACGGGCGAGGAGGAUCCCGAGGAGCAGACGCAGGACGCUGCGUCAACAGCGGGCCCCGUCUCAAAGGAGGAGAAGGGGCGCAAGGGCAAAGGGUGGGGUUCCGGGCCGCCUAUCCUGGGCAUGCUGCGCGAGUUCACCACGGCUCAUCCCCGCGUGGACCCCAUCAGCGGCGAGCUCCUGCUCUACCACAUGUGCUUCGAACCGCCCUUUCUGCGGGUCACGGUGAUCCCAGCAACGCAGAAGGGAUCGCAGCCUAACACCAGAAAGCUGCUCGGCGUGCCCGUCCGAGGCCUGUCGCAGCCCAAGAUGAUGCACGACUUUGGUGCGACACGCACCCGCACCGUCAUCCUCGACCUUCCGCUGUCGCUCGACAUGAUGAACAUGGUCAAGGGCAGGCCGAUCCUCGACUACGACCCGACCAAGCCGAGCCGGUUUGGCAUCUUUCCUCGCCACCAGCCCGAUGAGGUGCGCUGGUACGAGAGCCCCGAGGCCUGCUGCGUCUUCCACACGGCCAACAGCUGGGAUGGCGAGGACGACUCGGUCAACAUGCUGGCGUGCAGGCUCAACAGCGCCACGCUCGUCUACAGCGCAGGCAACCUGCUCCCUCCUUCGCACGUGCUGCCUCCGGCCAACUGCCCGGAGAAGUGCCAGCUCUACUACUGGCGCUUUCAGUCCGAGCCCGAAGAGGUCGCCGAAGUGGCAGCGUCCCGAAGCCGGAGCAGCAAGGGAAAAGCAGAGGGGAACCGCGUGAACGUCAUCAGCCACGAGUUUGCGCUCUCCGACAUCCCCUUCGAGUUCCCCUCGAUCAAUGAGGAGCGCGGCCUGCAGGAGGCGAGAUACAUCUACGGCACCUCUCUCAAGGACGGCACGUUUGACGCGGGUCUGGCCAAGGCGGCCAAGAUCGACUGCCUGGUCAAGGUCGACGCCGAGAGGCUGAUUCGGCGCGGCAAGCAGCUCUGGAGCCAGGGCAAGCUCGGCCGCGGCGAGAGCGUCGAUACGCGCACCGUCGUCGAGGUGCUCGCCCAGCAGCGAGAGCGGGCACCGGGCUCCCCGCCAGACACGAUCCAGGUGUUUGAGAUGCCACGGGGCUGGUACGCACAGGAGGCCACCCUUGUCCCGCGGGCGCGGAAGGCGGGUCAAGCGGAGCUGGCCGAGGACGAUGGAUGGCUCAUGUUCUACGCGUUUGACGAGAGGACGGGCCUGCACCCAACGUCUGGCGAGGUGCUGCCGGAGGCCACGAGCGAGCUGUGGAUCAUCGAUGCCAAGAGCAUGACGGACGUCGUCUGCCGCAUCAAGCUUCCGCAAAGAGUGCCCUACGGUCUGCACGGCAGCCUGUUCAACGAGGAGCAGAUCGCCAGCCAGCGGCCGGUGCCGGCGUCGCAGAUCCGCACCUGGGCCGAUUCGAUCAACAACGUGGAUCCAUUCUCGCUGUCGUCGACGUCCAAGUCGUUUGCUGGCGCCAUUGAUCUCAAGCUGUCCAAGGACUCGACGCGCAGCAGCGCCGAAAUGUACGACGCCUUUCUGCAGCGGCCCAUCCACGUCAGCGCUUGGUGGCUCAAGCGCACCAUUGAGAGCUGGAUCGCCUGA